Octodon degus (degu) is the source of this 2632-nucleotide messenger RNA. RefSeq names its product carnitine palmitoyltransferase 1C (gene Cpt1c). Bases 220 to 2544 code for a protein of 774 amino acids. The transcript is spliced from 18 exons. The record is from RefSeq and is a predicted model, not a curated record. Gene Ontology annotation, cellular component: mitochondrion. NCBI's taxonomy places the organism in Eukaryota, Metazoa, Chordata, Mammalia, Rodentia, Octodontidae. Gene Ontology annotation, biological process: fatty acid metabolic process; carnitine metabolic process. Gene Ontology annotation, molecular function: carnitine O-palmitoyltransferase activity.
GCGGGCGCCACAGAAGUCGGGGCUUCUGUCCGACGGCCCAGAGGUGGCCAGGACUCUGGGGGCCGGCCGACCAAGUGGCGCACUUGUCCUAGUGGGCGUGGACAUAUGCAAGGGAAAGACUUGGGUCCUGAGCUUAAAAUCGAGGAGCAGGGGCGUGAACGUGGCCUCGGUUCCCAGCCUCUGAUCUGCAGGCACCUGACCUAGUGGCCCCCGUAUGACAUGGCAGAAGCGCACCAGGCCGUGGGCUUCGUGCCCUCGCUGACCUCCGACGGGGCCGCGGUGGCGCUCAGGGGCCCGGUGCUGCAGGACAUCUACCUCUCGGGGCUUCGGUCCUGGAGAAGGCAUCUCUCGCGUUUAUGGAAUGACCUUCUCAGUGGCGUGCUCCCCGCCAGCCCCCUCAGCUGGCUCUUCCUCUUCAGUGCCAUCCAGCUUGCCUGCUUUCUCCAGCUGGACCCUUCCCUGGGACUGAUGGAGAAGAUCAAAGAGCUACUGCCAGACUGUGGGGGACAGCACCACAGAAUCCGGGGCCUUGUGGCGGCUGCGCUGUUUGCCUUGUGUUUGUGGGGCGCCCUGAUCUUCACUCUUCACGUGGCCUUGAGGCUGCUUCUGUCCUAUCACGGCUGGCUACUCGAGCCCCAUGGAACCAUGUCCUCGGCCACCAAGACCUGGCUGGCUCUGGUUCGCAUCUUUUCCGGCCGCCGCCCGAUGCUCUUCAGCUACCAGCGCGCCCUGCCGCGCCAGCCAGUGCCCUCGGUGCAGGACACCGUGCGCAAGUACCUGGAGUCCGUCAGACCCGUUCUCUCGGACGAGGACUUCAACUGGACCGCGGGGCUAGCUCAGGAGUUCCUGAAGCUGCAGGCGCCGCUGCUGCAGUGGUACCUGCGUCUCAAGUCCUGGUGGGCGGCCAACUACGUCAGCGACUGGUGGGAAGAAUUCGUGUACCUGCGCUCACGCAAUCCGCUGAUGGUGAACAGCAACUAUUAUCUGAUGGACUUCCUAUAUGUCACGCCCACGCCGCUGCAGGCAGCUCGCGCCGGGAAUGCCAUCCAUGCCCUGCUCCUCUACCGCCACCAGCUGAAGCGCCAGGAGAUCUCCCCAACUCUGCUGAUGGGAAUGCGCCCUUUGUGCUCUGCACAGUAUGAGAGAAUAUUCAACACCACGCGGGUCCCGGGGCUGCAGAAAGGUGAGACCCAUUCCCUGUCCCCUCAGUGGGACAUUCACCGUCAGCACUGUGGUAGCACAGGCGGGUCCUCUGGAGCCCGUCUGCUGGGGCUCAAGCCCUUCUGCUGGUUGGACAAAUCCUUCACCCUGAUCAUCUUCUCCAAUGCAAAGCUGGGCCUCAGCGUGGAGCACUCGUGGGCUGACUGCCCCAUCUCAGGACACAUGUGGGAGUUCACCCUGGCCACAGAAUGCUUCCAGCUGGGCUAUUCAGCGGACGGCCACUGUAAAGGCCACCCUGAGCCGGCGCUGCCUCAGCCCCAGCGGCUGCACUGGGACCUUCCAGACCAGAUGCGUCAAUCCAUCUCUCUUGCCCUGCGCGGAGCCAAGACCUUGUCUGGCAACAUUGACUGCCACGUCUUUCCCUUCUCCCACUUCGGCAAGAGCUUCAUCAAACACUGCUGCCUCUCCUCAGACAGCUUCAUCCAGAUGGCCCUGCAGCUGGCCUGCUUCCGGGACAGGGGUCAAUUCUGCCUGACCUACGAGUCAGCCAUGACUCGCUUGUUCCUGGAGGGCCGGACGGAGACAGUGCGGUCUUGCACAAGGGAGGCCUGCAACUUUGUGAGAGCCAUGGCGGACAAGGAGAAGACAAACCUCUGCUUAGGGGCCUGGACCCCAUGCACCUGCUCCCCUUCCCAGCCCUAUGAGAUCUUGUGGAAGGAUUUGGGGCUCCUGGACAGCCCUGGGACCCACCUGGUGCUGCCCUGGUGUGUGCCCCGGGGAAAGUGCCUCCGUUUUCUGGGCCUCUCCCCUGGGCCUGUGACCGCUGGGGUCCAGGACCCGCAGUGCCUCGCCCUGUUCCGCGCUGCAGUGGACAAGCACCAGGCUCUGCUUAAGGCGGCCCUGAGUGGCCAGGGGGUCGACCGCCACCUCUUCGCGCUCUACAUCGUGUCGCAGUUCCUGGACAUGCAGUCGCCCUUCCUGGCCCAGGUUUACUCCGAGCAGUGGCAACUGUCCACCAGCCAGAUCCCUGUUCAGCAGAUGCACCUGUUUGAUGUCCACAAUUACCCAGAUUAUGUUUCCUCGGGUGGUGGAUUUGGGCCUGCGGACGACCAUGGCUACGGUGUGUCUUACAUCUUCAUGGGGGAUGACGCGAUCACCUUCCACAUCUCCAGCAAAAAGUCAAGCACAAAAACGGACUCCCACCGGCUGGGCCAGCACAUCGAGGAGGCGCUGUUGGAUGUGGCCUCGCUGUUCCAGGCCGGGCAGCAUCUGCAGCGCCGGUUCAGAGGCUCAGGGGACGAAGACUCAGGGCACAGGCAUGGGUUUCGCUCCAGUAAGACUGUGCAGUCUAAGACACCCAGUGCCUCUGAGCCCAUCCCGUAGGGAGCUGGUCUCUCGCAGGGCAGAGGGCUCAGGGUGGAGCAGCCUGUUUGCAGCCCCCUGUCUGGGCCAAUAAAGAUGUUCAAACUGG